UCAAGGGCUGUAGUUGAACAGCUUGCAAUCAAAGCUGCGUGGGGCUUAGACGCAGAGCAGGUGGGCAUCCUUAAUGUACAAGAGAGGAUUUCUGAAACAAGGUACAGUCUCAUAUAGUGCGGACAACAGAAAUUAGAUUUAGCGAUAAACUGUGUUACACUUUGACCAAACGUUCUUGUAUUCAGAUAUGGAAAUAGGUCAAAUGAACAAAUCUAAAAUCAAGCCAGUGGUUUUGUAGAUCACCGACACACUGUGAUAACCUUUUGUCAGGGCGAGUUAUUUACGGUCAAGCAAGCACUGGAAAAAACAAGCUUCAUGAUCCAAGUAUAGCCACACACCCUGAGCUACCACCUUUGUGUGAAAAUCCAUCCGUGUGACUUGGGUAGACGUGGGGAGAUGAGGAGGAUUGUAGCCGCUCCCAUACAAAGUAACAGCAUGGAUCUGGGAAGACACUCCGUGAUGUUUAGACCCUCAUGCAGAAGUUCAAGUCCAUUUUCCCUCACGGACCUCGACAUGUGGGACGACAAAUCUCACUUUACAGCCCAGACCUCAGCAUGGUAUGGCAUGACAAAUGUCUCUGGGUCAGGGUUUCUGUCUAAAAUCAGUACAAGCACAUCAGGCAGCACCGAUGGCUUCAGACAGAAUGACCCAGGUCUAAAGAAGUGGCAGUCCUUGUCCCAUCUGGCGCCUGAAGGUGCUACACGGCCCUUUCCUCCGACUCCAGGAGCUGAAUUACGAGCUGCCCAAGGGGACAGUAGCUUCAGACCAACAGAAGUGGUGCACUGGCUGCAGGAUGCUCAGGAGCGAAUAGACACUCAGCUGGACCGGCUGAGGGCCAGAGACGCACGUCUGAGCUAUAACAUAACUACUGCACAGCUACUUGACAUGAAACACAAGCUGUCAGGAGCAAUGAGUACUCUUGGGCAGGAGAAGGAGGCAGCUGAAUUUUCCAAGUUUGACAAGAACCUACAGCGUAGAGAGCUCCAUGAAAAGGUCCUUCGGCUGGAGAAGGACCUGUUGCAAAUGAGGUCUACUUUGGACAGAGAAAGCAAUGAUCGACCAACCGAAAAAACCCCAGGUUCUCUUAGCAGAACAUUAACAGCGUGUCAAGAAGACUUGAACAGACAGGAGAAGCAGAAGGUUGACACUGAGCUGUGCAAGCUGAGAGAGGCUCUGAAAGAGGCGGAGGCGAGGGCCAAAUCACAGGAAGAUGAGCGAAACCAGGCACUCCAGCAACUCCAGACAUCAACUGAGACACAGAGGACGCUGUUGAGUCAAAUAGAGGAGAUGAAUCGGAGGCUCAGCCACACUGUGUCAAAUCACUAUGGAGUGCAAGAACAGCUGAGCGAAGCUAACAACAAAAUCAGCCAAGCAUGCCUGGAAAAAGCCAUCUUGUCAACUCAAGUGCUAAAGCUGGAGGAUGAAAUGAAAGAGCUGAAGGCCAACAUGCCAGUGGCUCUGUCAGACAGAGACCACCCGAUCCAGAAUAAAGCAGAGCUGCACCAGAGGUUGCAGGUCCUGGAGCUGCAACUGGAGAGGAUGCCACCAGGUUCCCAGGGCUGUGAGAUCCACGAUCAACUGGUUACUUUAGAGUCUCACAACAACAAACAGGAUCAGGAGACGGUUCUGAUGACAAAAGAAUCAAAAGCUCUUUCAAAGGUAAAUGAAAUGUUGACAUGUGAGCUUGAAAUGAUCAAGCAGAAGCUGGACACAUCACAGUCUCAGCUACAGGAGCUUACAGCAGAACGGGCCGUCAACACUGAACAGAUCAGAGGUCUAGAGGCAGAACGCUCUGAGCUGAUCAGACAAAAAGAAGAACUGCUGAGCAAAAUGAAGGAAGGUGGACAUGAAAUGAAGGAAAAGUGCUGUCAGCUCAGGGAAUUUGUGGAGGUUUUGGAAUCAGAGAAACAGAAGCUGCAGGAUCGGUGUCUGCGUUUGGAGGCAAAAGUCCUCGAGAAUGAGGAGAAGUUACUCCUGCUGGGGGAGGAGUAUCAGAAAGAAGAUGCAGUGAGGGUCCAAAAUAUUGAGGGACUAAAAGCUGUGGCCUCACACUGGACUGAGAAAUGGCAAAAGGUUGCUUUGACUCUGCAGCUCACACAAGAGGAGCUGGAAGACCUCAGGAGGAACAACUCCAGAAAUGAAAGGGAAUCUGACUCGCUUCUGAGGGUUGAGCUCGACGCAUGUAAACAGGAGUUGGACCUGGAAAGAUGCCGGAGGCAGGCGCUGCUUCACAGAUAUAAGGACGAAGGUGGUGAGGCUGUGCGGACUCAGGACAAAGAGACAGUGACGGACUUAUCAGAAUCCUCUCUGUUGUGGCCGACGUUGUCACAUUCGCACAGCAGCCAAAACAAAUCCCCCCAGGUGUGUAUACGAAGCUGCGAGGUUCAAAGGCUGAAGGAAAAACUGGCAGAAAGAGAGAAGCAACUGACAGAAAAGGAAGAUGCUUUGAAGAGUCUAGAGAGGCUGAGAGACACAGAGAAAACUGAGGCGGAAACCAGAGAUUCUGCUCUAGAGCUCAAGCUCAUGAAAAAGGCCUCUGAAGACAGUGAAGGCCGAGCAGAUGCUUCAACCACCGACUUACUAAAGACCGAGCUAGAAGAGAGCAGGAGGAGAGCGAACCAGCUCCAGCAGGAGAAAACGCUGGCAGUCCAGAAGCUUCAAACACUAAACCAGCUUUACCCGUUGAAGAGUUUGUUCAAAGAGCGAGAAGGAAAUGAGGCGGGAAAAACUGACAACACAUCAGCAGCUGCUCAAACUGGGACCGUCUCACCUCAGGACUGGUCUCCCGCACCCAAAGCUGCCAGGACUACAGUGGACAGGUGGAGCUGGCAGCAGGGCCCAGGUUUGAUGCCAGUGUUCGAGGAGGACGAGGAGAGCAGCGACCUGCCGGGAGGGGAGGAAGAGCCAGCCGGAGAGGCUCAUGCUGAGGGAAACCUCCACGAUCAGGGGCACCAGAUGAGUACAGAAAUCAGCAAUCAGAGAGAAGCCAAACAUGAGAAUCUGCUGCAAGCCAUAAGGUCCAAGCAGCCAAUCCAGGAUCUUCACACUGCGGAAGAAAAAGUAACAGACGCGUCUCCAGAUAUUGAAGUGCCAAUCGUAGUUCAUUGUGCAGAUGUGUGUGACAUGCAGAGGAGGUCAACGUCCCUCUAUCCUGAUGGAAUAUUCCUGGCUGAGCUUGUAGAUAUCUGCAGUCCGGAUGAAGGUGAAGAGGAGGGAGAGGACGAAUGGGGUGUUUCGUGAAGAAGCAUUUGGCAAGACUGUAUAUAAGUCUAUGUAGAGACAGGUCAUUACAGGGUGCAGUACCAGCCGGCCUUUGUACCUUUGAGCUUGUAUUGUACGGAUUAAUUCACCUCUUCAAUUUGAAAAUAACCCUUUGAUAUGAUGAUGCAGAUGCUUUUUUAACCGUAAAUAUAAAGAUUGUGUUGUUUGUUUUUUAGUAGUUUAGUCUAACAGAAAGUUCCAAUGAGUGAUAAAGCCACUGGGCAACAUCUGGCAAAAGAGUGCUUUAUUUAUAUGACAUGGUUCCUCACAUCACUUUUACAUUCAGGAAAUCCUAGAGCCGACAAGACAUUUCAAAUGUGCCUCAAAAGAAUUUUGAAAUUACAGAUAUACAUGAGAGCAUGUAAAGUACAUUUGUGUGUAUUAUGUGUUAUUCACAUGUCAAAUAAAUGACAAUGUGUAUUUAAAUCA
Scophthalmus maximus (turbot) is the source of this 3690-nucleotide messenger RNA. RefSeq names its product rho-associated protein kinase 1-like. The record is from RefSeq and is a predicted model, not a curated record. The transcript has 22 exons. The coding region runs from base 397 to 3240 and encodes 947 amino acids. Lineage: Eukaryota; Metazoa; Chordata; Actinopteri; Pleuronectiformes; Scophthalmidae.